This is a messenger RNA of Odontomachus brunneus, 2319 nucleotides long. RefSeq names its product zinc finger protein 69 homolog B-like. Gene Ontology annotation, biological process: regulation of transcription by RNA polymerase II. The transcript is spliced from 6 exons. Lineage: Eukaryota; Metazoa; Arthropoda; Insecta; Hymenoptera; Formicidae. Gene Ontology annotation, molecular function: RNA polymerase II transcription regulatory region sequence-specific DNA binding; zinc ion binding; DNA-binding transcription factor activity, RNA polymerase II-specific. The coding region runs from base 155 to 1654 and encodes 499 amino acids. The record is from RefSeq and is a predicted model, not a curated record. Gene Ontology annotation, cellular component: nucleus.
CUUCAUACAAGAGUGUGUGCUUCCCGCUUGAAGACUCUAGAAAAUUUGCCACCAUUUAUGUUUCAUUCUAAUUUCAUUCCCGCGUAGAAGGAGUGUCCGAUUAUUUCCUAUACAAUAUAUUAUCGUUAGUUGCUAGUCUGUAUUACAGUAAGGUAUGAUGAUAACCUGUUCAGCUAAAGGCUGUCCUUCUAGCCAAACAACCAAGAUUGAUGGAAGACCAAUUUCAUUUUAUGCUUUCCCAGAAGAUGAUCUCAGAAAAAAUCAAUGGCUUCACAAUUGUAAUCUGGCUUCUGGUGUUAAUGACAAAGAACCCUUGCAUCUUUGUGAACUGCACUUUGAAAGAAUACAUUUUACCACAUCCAGAGAUUUGAAGUCAAGUGCUGUUCCCACUUUAUUUGGUAGAAUAGAAGAGCCUGCAAGAAAACAUAAGACAGAAAGUAUGCUACAAAUGAAAGUACCACCGUUAAAACAGAGAAAAUUAGAUACUACAGCGAUGUCAUCUGAAAAUCUAUCUACACAACGCAUAAAUAACACCGAAGAUUCAGCUAAUGGGAAUAAAGCAGAUGUAUCAAUUAAUAAUACGGCAGUUAUGAACGGUUCUGCCACGUCAGCUACUGCAGGUGGGAAUUGUGAGAAAAAUAAGGAAGUAUAUCGUUUAACAAUACAAAUUGAUAAAAUACGAGGUAGACCAGGCCCACGGUGUAAAAAGUUAAUACCUUUAUUGAUACACAAUAGUGAUAUGAAAGACUUAAUGGUGGGUGAACAUGAAAUUAAAAAGAAAACUCAGUCAUUACAGAAUGUGAAGAAAGUCUGUAAGCAAGGUAGCUGCAAAAUAAGGAAAUGUAUAUACAAUUCAAAAUUGGCAUUUCAAUGUGAGCUAUGUAAUAAAUAUUAUAUCACAAGGAAACAAGAGAGCCAAGAUGACAAAGAUAACUCUACAUGUCACACUUUUCUUGGCUCACCAUCAUCAAAUUUUUCCAUCAAGAAACUUUUUAUUUGCGACAUAUGUCAAACAGAGAGUAACACUCAGCUCAUGUAUGAUAAGCAUGUCAGAUAUCAUGUUAGUACUGAUCCUUCAUAUCCGUACAAAUGCCACUUGUGUGCAAAAGUAUUCGAAUUGAAAGAAGAUGUUAAACAACAUUGUUUAAAUGAGCAUCCUAAAUUAAAGACAUUGAACACCUUACGUCAAAUCACUUCGCCUAUAAAAAUAGCUGGUUCACAAAACAAUUACCAAUGUAUCAGCUGUAAUAUUACUUUUAGUAAUGAGCAAGCUUAUAGGAAUCAUGUCAACUCGCAUAAGAAGAAAGAGAGCUUGCGAGCUAAAAUUAACGAGACCAAAGUAUUUCCGGUGUCAAAUCCUUUAAGUGGCAGUCAAAUAGGUAUCCUACAACCGGUAAAAUUUAGCUGUAAUGUGUGCUCCAAAGAAUUCGAUAAUGUUGGGGAAGUUGGUAUUCAUACGAAGACACACUUGGAAGAAACUAAGGAGAAAGAGAGUCUCAAAUGCAAUAUCUGUAAGAAAUUGUGUAAGAACAACGCCGCAUACAAUGAGCAUAUGAAACAACACCUAGCGAAUGCAUACCCUUGUCCAACUUGCUCGAAGGCCUUUAUUAAUAAAACUACUUUAAAAAUACAUCAAAAGACACAUGAAACAUAAGUUACAAUACUGUGUGUACACUCUAUUAUACUGUAGUUAAGUGCAAAUAUUAUACUUCGUAACACUCAUCACAAAAUUAACAAAUUACACAGUUGAAUUUUAAUAACGUAUGUAGCCGACACAAUCGAUAUUUUAACCAGAUGUUUUUCUGCAUAAAUGUAUGAUAUAUAUAUAUAUAUAUAUAUAUAUAUAUAUAUAUAUAUAUAUAUUGCUUUAAAAAGUUAUAUAUUACUUACAUGUACGUAACACAUGUUAACAGCAACUUUGCAAGGAAUCGUAAUUUGUAUUUCUCAAAUAUAAUUAUGUUUGUGUGUUUUUCAUAUAAUUCGUUCUUUUGAUGUCUUAUUCACGUUAUUAUGAUGACGAAACAUUUAGAAGGAAUGCACUGAUGCAUAAAAAUUUCUGUAAAUAUCAAAUCUACAUUUCAUACAAUACAUGAAUGUUACAUUUACCUAAUUACAAUCAUACAUACAACAUACAUACAUAUAUAUAUAUAUAUUAUAUGAUACAUUUUAUUAUAAAGAUGUUUUACAAUGCGUUUUAUGAACAUUAUGUAUGUAUCGAUUUAUUAGUUAAGAAAUCUUCUUUUUUUUCUAUCUUAAUUGAUAUAUUUGUAAUACAAUAGUUCUCACUCUCAAUUAUAUUAUAAAAUAGUCCAAAAGGAA